Helobdella robusta is the source of this 1077-nucleotide messenger RNA. RefSeq lists its product as hypothetical. Gene Ontology annotation, molecular function: S-adenosylmethionine-dependent methyltransferase activity. NCBI's taxonomy places the organism in Eukaryota, Metazoa, Annelida, Clitellata, Rhynchobdellida, Glossiphoniidae. The record is from RefSeq and is a predicted model, not a curated record. The transcript has 8 exons. The coding region runs from base 1 to 1077 and encodes 358 amino acids.
AUGGAAAUUGAGGAUGAAGAAGCGAAAGAACAAUUACAUUUUUUGCGUGUUGUCUUUGCUUUCAAAUGCUACAAAUCCUACUCCAUGAAACAAAUCAAGCAAACAGAAGAUUCAUAUAAAAAACUACCUGACCACCACAAACUGCUCCUGCCUAAUUUUUUAAAAAACCUUAACACUGUUACAGAGUGCAUAGACAAGAAUUAUGUGGUCAUCAAGGAAAUAAUAUCAAGUACUGAGAAUAUGUUUGAAAAUAAGAAAGAUGUCUAUUCAACUAAUUACCUUACGAAGCAGCUGGGAAUAACCCAUUUUGACAUGGACAAGGUGAAGAGCACAUUGAAACAGUUCAUGAGAGAUUGGAGUAGUGACGGGCAAGCAGAACGAGAUGCGUGCUACAAACCUGUCAUCGACGAAAUUGUUCACAUAUACUCUGAUUGCAGUGAUCUAGGCAAAGUAGAGAUAUUGGUGCCAGGAGCAGGAAUGGGUCGACUUUCAUUUGAGCUUGCGAGGUUGGGGUUUGCAUGUCAGGGAAAUGAAUUCAGCCUCUUCAUGCUCUUUGCAUCAAAUUUCGUUCUCAACAAAUGCAAGGAGUUGAAUGCAUUCACCAUCUAUCCUUGGGUCCACCAGACAAGUAACAACAUGAGGACAUGUGAUCAAGUUCUCCCCGUCACGUUCCCCGACAUCAACCCGAGUGACUUCCCUGACAAUCCAAAGUUUUCCAUGGUUGCUGGCGAUUUUCUGGAGGUUUACACAGAUCCUGAUUCAUGGGACUGCAUUGCAACAGUAUUCUUCCUGGACACGGCUCCCAACGUCAUAACUUACAUCGAAUCCAUCUGCAAAAUUCUUAAACCAGGGGGAUACUGGAUCAAUUUCGGUCCCUUACUCUACCACUUCGCUGACAUGGCAAAUGAGAAUUCAAUAGAAUUGAGUUACGAUCAAGUCAAACAUGUUAUUGAACAGUUUAAAUUCGAAAUCAUCAAAGAACGAGUCAAUCAGCCAAGUACUUACAACCAGAAUGCUCACUCCAUGCUAACCUAUCAAUACAAUUCUGUCUUUUUUGUUGCUAGGAAGCCAUUAUGA